AUGUCCCGAUCGGCUUUGGCUAUCUUUCCAACUAACACUGAAAUUUAUCAAGGUAUUGCUAAAGCUCGUCGGAAAGCAUCACCAACAUUACCACAAUCCUGUUUAUUCACUAUUCCUGAUAUAUAUAAAUCUACAAUCGAUGGCAAACGUUUUUUGUUGUAUGAUGAAUCACGUGUCAGACGUGAACGUAUUUUACUGUUUGGAAGCGAUGAUCAACUUGAUUUAUUGUUCGAUUCACCUAUAGUAUUUAUGGAUGGAACAUUUAGCAAAGCACCGCCUAAUUUCUGCCAAAUUUAUAUUAUUCAUGCGGUCAAUUUUGACAUAUGUUUACCAUGUGUAUUUGGAUUAUUGGUUAACAAAAAGUCGAUUACGUAUAAACAGAUAUUUGUCAAACUGAAGGAGAUCGCAUCUGAACGUGGUAAAUCUUUCUCACCUGGGUUGAUAAUAACUGAUUUUGAAUCUGGUGUACUUCCUGUAUUGAAAUCGGAAUUCCCAUGUUCGAAACAUAUGGGGUGUUUUUAUCACUUCUGUCAAGCGGUCUAUCGGCAAAUACAGUCUCUAGGAAUGCAACAACAAUAUACAGAAGAUGAAACAUUCCGUUGUCUGUGUCGAAAGUUAAUGGCAUUGGCAUUAAUGCCAAGAGAUAAAGUGAAGAGUAGCUUCGAAGAAAUACAGGAAGAUGCUUGCAAACUACCUGGUCAGCCAAUGGAUCAGUUGUUGGAAUACUCCGAAGAUAAUUGGAUGAACGAUGUGGAUUUAUGGAACGUAUCUGAAUCUAAUGUUCGGACGAACAACAACUGUGAAGGAUAUCACAAUCGGAUGAAUUUCCGACUACAACGUAAUCAUCCAAAUAUGUGGCUUUUCUUCAAUUUUUUGCAAAAAGAAGAAAAGCGGGUGACAUCCAUGAUAAUUCAAUGGUCCAGUGGUGCAUCAAAGAAAAAAAAUCAACGAACAACAGCAAUACAAAAUCGCAUUAAUACGUUAUACAAGCGUUAUACUGAUGAUCUUAUUGGUGCAUCAACUCUUCUCACCGGUUUGUCUUCGAUCGUGGCUAAAAGCGGCAAAUAA
Molecule: messenger RNA, 1068 nt
Organism: Rotaria sordida
Lineage: Eukaryota; Metazoa; Rotifera; Eurotatoria; Philodinida; Philodinidae
Source: the annotation of a GenBank genome assembly